This is a messenger RNA of Amoebophrya sp. A120, 5356 nucleotides long. NCBI's taxonomy places the organism in Eukaryota, Dinophyceae, Syndiniales, Amoebophryaceae. The record is from the annotation of a GenBank genome assembly.
AUGGGAGCGCCGUCGACGGGACAAUACAAGCUGGGCUUCCUUGGGGGCGGCAUGAUGGCAGAGGCCUUGAUCGGCGGGAUCUUAAAAAAGUCCCUCGUUUCGCCGGAGUCUAUUUUCGUGUCUGACAUGAGCGCCGACCGUUUGGCCGUGCUGGAGAAGAAGUACAAGGUUCGGACGACGCAAGAGAACGGCGAAAUUGUUUGGCAGUCCGACGUAUCCUGUGCAAAAGUAUCGUACUCGUAUAAAUCCGCUGCUGGCAUGCAUAUAACUUCUCACCAACCUCUCACCAACUUAUCAUGAACUUCUGCCCAAGCUUUUCACCAACUUCCCAGCUGUUGAGAAGUUGGCGUGGACCCUUUACCGCGGUUGUUGGGAAGCUUGAUGCGGAGUUGAAAUCCGCACCAAGCUCCCCACAAGCUUGAGCUUCUGGCUAGGACGUCUGAAAAGGAAUAUUCGUCCGGGCCUCGAUUCGUGGCCGCGUACGCAGUCACGAAUCAGGCUCCGUGAUGGCCCUACUUCGGCUGCUAAGCUUGUGGAAGAUAAUUUGAUAAUCUUCUGCACCAGGAGACUUUCGAGGUCCUUGUCGUGCACAAAGCAAGCACUUCUCGACGAACACCCCGGCGCAUUUCGCGGUAAGCUUCGAGCUUUUGGAGGCGUCAUGCAAGUUUUUGCAUGACGCCUCCAAAAGCUCGAAGGUUGCCGCGAAAUGCGCUGGGAUGUUCGUCGAGAAGUGAAGCGAGAAGUUGUUGAGAAGUUGUUGAGAAGUAAGUUAUUCAAUUCGGCCAUAAUUGAUGUAGGACGCACGCAACGUCGCGGCUUUUUGUUAAAACAAUUAAAACGCAAGCACAAAUCAACUCACUUAUUUAAUAUAGGCAAUUGACUAAUUAAUAGAUUAAUCAAUUGAUUACGAAGUGGCGCCAAGUGAAAACGGAGCAGGGGCAAAGCUUGCACGCCGAAGCGGCGCGCAGCUCCACGCACAUCGUCGAAGGCAGCUAUUCUCCCUUCCGGCGCUUCCGUCUUUGAUGGCUGCACGCAGGACAGGUGCGCGCGCGCAGACAUCACGGUCGCGCUUCCUGCCGCCUCUUGUAUACGGCUUUGCGCGUGGUGCCGUCGUGCUAACUGAUGAGACUGCGCUGCAGAUAAAUGGACAGAACAGGACUGCCGUCUUCUUCCCAUUUGUCUGCAGCGCUGUUCCUUCCCGCUCCAAGCAGCGAGCACGAUAUAACUCGCAGCGGCGGAGUGACGCGUCGCUUGGUCGAGGCGAGAACGACGCCAGCACGCCGCGCCACUUCUCACCGACCUCCGCACCAACUUCGCGGCCGACUUCUCGCCAACUUCUCCGUCAGUUUACGCAUAAAAAUGCUAGCGGAUUUAUACGAGUGCGAUACUUUUGCACAGGAUACGACGUGAUCCUUAUCGCCGUAAAGCCGCAGGGUUUCCCCGCCUUGUGCAAACAGGUGGAUCAGUUUUUGGAAACGAAGGCGUGCCAGCCACCUGGAGCAAACUCAUCUCCAAAACCGCGGUAUCCGGCUGGCAAGGUGUUUGCGAGCAUUAUGGCGGGGGUAACGCUACUACGCAUUGCAAAUUGAAUUUAUAUGUCUGGGUCUGGAAUAAACCUGUAAUGCUAUUAGCGACUGCAGAUCAACAUGCUUAUAUUUAUAAUACAUACCGCUGAGUGGAGCCCAGCGUGACAAAUUCUGAGGCGCUUUCUGAUGCGUAGCGCGCUCGCGCAUUAGAUGAAACUGCGCUUUUUCAUAUAGGAAACAGAGCUCGUCGCUUUUGUAUUUGUUGGUCCUGCAGUACAGAUUCUGCAGGAAUCCAGAACACGCAAUGCAGGUUCAACUUUUAUUCCCGACCCAGAGUACAUAUUUGCGAUCCAUAACUGCAGACGCUGGGGGAAAGCAUCGGACGACACGGUGACGUAGUGCGGGUCAUGCCAAUAUCAACUGCAAAUAUGUGUGGGUCUGGCAGAUUACCAGGUUUGUCUCUGUCUGGCAUAUUUUGCAUGACCCGUGAUGCUUGUGAUGCAUGCGCUAGCAUCACAGAUUUUUUGAAGCAAGGCUUCCUGAUGCCUAUCUCGCAUGUUGACAAAUGCCCUCCCCUCGUAGCACAAACUGGACUCCUCUUGCUGGUCCUUACGCAAUACAGAUUUUCAUUUUUUUAGACUCCAAAGACAGCAUGAUCACAAAGUGCAACCUUCCAGAGGACCCAGACCUAUUUGCAGUUGAUAGCCCAACACACCCGCCAUGGUCAACGCAGCGGCGUCCGCCUACGCCCUCCACCCCCUGCACUUCUCGAAGGACGGCGAGGCAAAGGUGCCCUUUGUGGAACAGAUCUUCAGCAGCAUCGGAAUUUGCUGUCAGGUACCUCUACGGAUACGACAACUUGUUUGUCAUUGAAGGUCUUCUACUUGAUUCGUUUGGUUGCAGAAAGAACUAGAGCCAGCCCAAGAAACUAGAAAAAAAAUUUCUUUACUUAUUCUUGCUUUAGUGAAUAAAAUGAACAUGGAUUUACUUCCACGACGUAUAUGUUGUAUAAUGGCUGUGUUAGAAGAAAUGAAUGCCGUGACGAUCUUCUUCUGACCUAAAACUCAACUCCAUCUGUAUCUCAUUACACGAUCCGACACCACCACCACCACCACCAGCUUCCGUCUGAGACUUACAUGGAUGCAGUGACUGGGCUCUCUGGAUCAGGACUAUCGACCGAGUAUCGAAGUAGUUCUAAUAUUACCUGCGCCGGCAAGAACUACGCCGCGACCUUUCCUCCGGAGACAUGCAUUUUUUGAAUAAUACUUGCUCGUUGCGCUUCCGGUUGUACUUAACUCUAAAGUGCCUUACGUUAAAAGCAAUUCAAAAUGAUUUCAAAAGGAAUUCAAAAAAGUGCACUUUUCGUUUUUCCGUAAAAUUGGGUGUGGAUUUCCUUCAUUUUUUCGGAUGCGUGGCUUCUUUUUUCGGCGUCUAAUUUCCGCCCUGUGUCUGGCGGCCUAGCGCAAUAGAAAUUGGGCGGGGCGGAUUGGUAAACGCGCGCUCAGCUGCGGUAGUGGGUCUCUGUUUCGGGCACAUGACUGGAUGGAAUGUGCCCAGGUUUUGUGUGCCAGUUGGUGCUCCUACCACGCUUUGCAGCGAAUCGCUUCCAUGUAUGCCCAGGACCUAGGCACUCAGCUCGGGCUCCUCUAGAACCUCUGCGCUAGGUACAAAGACGUUGGGAUGCAUUCUGUUUUGUGUUAUUGUUGAAGCUGCUGCCUGGGAGACAUGUUUAUGACCGAUCCUGGGAGUGCUUUUUGUGUAAAGGCUUUCCUUCGUGAUCUUCUCCAGCCCCUCUUUCUUUCAGAGUAUUGUGGUAUAGCUUGCGGGACGUCGAUAGGCCCGGCUUCACGCCGAAGGGCUUUUCGACAACGUUUCGGAAGAGGGAUUCCGAUACUCCAAAGGGCCUGCAGUAAAGCAAGCCAACUCAAGAGGCCCCGGCUCUUGAGAAAUCUCCUCUCGCCAGAUUCAAAAAAUAGUUGGAAAUAAGUUGGAAGCCAACUUUUUUCUGUUUCCCAUACUAAGAAUCCCUGAUCCAACUAGUUUUGAACUUGUGUCCAACUUAUUCCCAACUUUUUUUUUGAAAUUGCCCAGGGCCGCCAAUUUCUUUUUGAAUUGUCUCGGGGGCGCCAAUUUCUUUUUGAAUUCCAUCUCACCCGCCAAUUUCUUUUUGAAUUCCGUUCAGGCCGCCAAUUUCAUUUUGAAAUUGCUCAGGCCCGCCAAUUUCCUUUUGAAAGUGGGCACUCUGUAUGAUGUCGCUAUGGUAUUGAUUUGGUCUGUGUCCUGGGAUAUAUGUUAGGCCCUAACGAGGCCCGCUCAAUCGGGGGGAGAGGCUGCCUCUGGGCUAUCUUUCGGCCGCUCCGGGAACAGAAUUGCGUUGGCCCCGUGCGCUGCGGCUUUGCGCGGGCGUGGUGUCUGUCAGAGGAAUUGCCGAGGGCCCAUGGCGGCCCAAUCUGAAGCGGCCACGCCAUUUUCCAGAGCUUGUGGCCGUGCCAAUUCCAAGCCACACACCCUCCCGAAUGAAGCACGCGCAAAAGUGGAUGGCCUUGCGUUAUUCAAGCAACUUACCCCGCGCGGGCACACGGCAUAGGGCCCAAGAAUGGCCCGCAUCCGGGUCGCGGUCUUUCAUUUUGGCGGGAGAUUCGGCAUUUCUAUGGGAAGGCGAAAGUUGAAAACCUUGACUUUUUGAAUUCCUUUUGAAAUCAACAUUUUGAAUAUGAAUUAACGCCAGGGCGCUUUGUGAUUAACGGUUGUGCAUAGAAUAUAGUCGAUGGUAAAUUUUUUCAAGAUCUCUAGCGGCAAAAUGAAAAAAAAUCCUGCGAGGCUCACAGUGGAAGCAGGAUAGAAGGCUCGUCUCUUCUAAUUAUAUUGUGCUGUUUGAAAACUAUUUAUUAUGCGGUGAUUUUUGCGACGCUCCUGGUUUCCGUUAAAAAGCACAGCUUCCUCUUCUAAAUUGCAUUUUCGUAAAGUAGGUAAAGGUGUAUUAAAAACUCUCGGCCCGCGACCCGCUUGUCAUGAUGAAAUAAGUAGAGUUGUGCAGUACUUCAUCUAACUUGCAGCUCUUGACGAGCUUGGUCCUUCUCCUUUUGCCGGCGCAGCACAUCACAGAACUUCUCCUUUCCUCGGUGAUACAGGCCCGCGUACGUGUAUAUGAUGAUCGAGGCGCUUAGUGACGGUGGCGUGAAAAACGGGUUGCCCCGGGCACUGGCCCUCCAGCUUGCCGCGCAGACGGUGAUGGGUAGCGCCAAGAUGGUGCUCGAGAAGGGUGAGCACCCAGCCGUGCUGAAAAAUCAAGUGGAGUCCCCCGCCGGGACAACGAUCGCCGGCACGGCGAAGCUCGAGGAGCAGGGCUUUCGGAACGCCAUCGUGCAGGCAGUUUCUGCGGCAACGCAGCGCAGCGCGGAACUCGGCGCGAAAAAGUGAUUUGUUUAUAUCGUAAAGUAUCGAAUUCAUCUUAUCCUUCAUAUCUGCUCGAGCAACUGCUCGCUUCCUCGCUUUUAAGUAAAUCUCAUCAACUUCCGCGACGAGCGCGAGGAGGUCUCUGCGCUGCUGGUAUUUGCGAGUUAUCUCCUGGGGGAGGCGCCGGGGGCCAAAAAUCAGUACCAGAACGAUCAAAUUUUUUUAUCGAGGCCCGGUAUAAUUAUGGCUGAUAUCCCUUCAGUUUACCACGAGAUAAAAAAGUGUCGAUAUUCGGCUCGCACAUCAUGACUCGCGCAAAACGAGAAACGCAACGACUUUCAUCUGUCCCCGGAAUCAAUGAAGAUGUACCACAAAGGGGGCGCCACGUAUUGGUAUUAGAUUACGCAAGAACCACAACUACCACAUAUUUUGUG